CUAUGGCUUAAGUGGUUGACAAAGAUUGGUGCUAUUGGCGGUACAUAGACGCAAUGAGGAUGACAAGAAAGCUACUGCUUUGAAAGAGGAAGAAAGUGAGCUGAAGGAACUGGGGUACCUUCAUUGAGCUGAGAGGGGUCUAAAAAUUGGGAUUCAUUUCUGAGCAGCUGCUGGCAUGUCAGAGGCUUGGAAUCGGCCUGGUAAAUCUAAAACUGUCUCAGCAGUGGUUAGCUGACCUCACCCAAGUUCCAAGCCUUACUCUGCUUGAUCCUUUUUUCUUGAGCCUCAGAGCUAAAAUGCUCCUGAGCUCCUUCUGAUUGGUUGAGAAGACCAAUUGAAGUUCCCUUGCCCAUGUUAGGAGGUGUACGCCUCCUGAACUAAAGAUAGAAACAGCUGGCCCUUCCAGGCAGCUAAAAGCCUCCAGACUAAGAGGUGUUUCCCACUCGUCAGCCAGACUCCUUGAAAUACCCUUUGAGUAAUUCUACCAACGUCCUCCAUGUCUCUAUUCUGCCAUAACAAAGGCUGUGGGCAGCACUUUGACCCCAAUGCAAACCUUCCUGGUGAGUAAUCCUGACUGUGCCAGGGGUUUCUGUGAGUGCUGGGGGAGUGGUCAGCUGUGGGCAGCCCAUUAAGAGAGUAGAGAAAUUUGAGUGUAUCUACCCUAGUUUAAUUGGUGUGGGUGAUCUUCAAUCUUUACUUAUUUAUUUUUAUUCUAAAGAAAACCCAUGAGCAUAUAAAUCUGGGGGAGAGAUAAGAAGGGAUAGUUGGUAUAGUUGCCCUUCUUUGAUCCUUCUGCUGGUAUCCACAGAUUCCUGUUGCCAUCACCCUGGGGUCCCAAUCUUCCAUGAUGCACUUAAGGUGAGGAGUAGCAAGGGGGGACAGUAAGAACAUUUCCCAAAGGAAAUCUACCCGGGAAUCUGAGCUGCGCUGGGUCUUUCGUUAUCAGGGUUGGUCCUGCUGCCGGAAGCGAACUGCAGAUUUCUCUGAGUUCUUAAACAUCAAGGUAAAUUAUUUACUUCCUUGGAUUCUGCCCCUAAUAGAAGGAUUCUAUACCUAAUCCUUCUCUCCUUAUCUAUACUAGGGCUGUACUGUGGGACCACACUGUGCUGAGAAGCUCCCUGAGGCCCCUCAACCUGAGGGGCCUGCCACAAGCAGUUCACUUCAGGAGCAAAAACCUCUGAAUAUGAUUCCAAAGUCAGCAGAGACUUUGCGUCGGGAGAGGCCCAAGUAAAGAGGAGGAGGUCCCUGGGUUUUUCCUACAUUUCUGGAGCUUCCUAGAAGUCAGAGUUACCUCCAAAGCUGCUUCCGCUAAAUAUAUCCCAAGCCCUGGAAAUGGCAUUGGAACAGAAGGAAUUAGACCAAGAACCUGGAGCAGGACUUGACAGUAGUCUGAUCUGGAGUGGUUCCAGCUGCCAGAAUCCAGGAUGUGAUGCUGUUUACCAAAGCCCUGAGAGUGAUGCUACUCCAUGUACCUACCACCCAGGAGCACCUCGAUUCCAUGAGGGGAUGAAGUCCUGGAGCUGCUGUGGCAUCCAGACCCUGGAUUUUGGGGCAUUCCUGGCACAGCCAGGAUGCAGAGUUGGUAGGCAUGACUGGGGGAAGCAGCUGCCAGCAUCUUGCCGUCAUGAUUGGCACCAGACAGAUUCCUUAGUAGUGGUGACUGUGUAUGGCCAGAUUCCACUUCCUGCGUUCAAUUGGGUGAAGGCCAGUCAAACUGAGCUUCAUGUCCACAUUGUCUUUGAUGGUAACCGUGUGUUCCAAGCACAGAUGAAGCUCUGGGGGGUCAUAAACGUGGAGCAGAGCUCUGUCUCCUUGAUGCCAUCUCGGGUUGAGAUCUCCUUGGUCAAGGCUGACCCAGGAUCCUGGGCCCAGCUGGAGCACCCUGAUGCACUAGCUGAGAAGGCUAAGGCAGGGACUGGGUUAGAGAUGGAUGAGGAAGAAUCUGAGGAUUCAGAUGAUGAUCUGAGCUGGACAGAGGAGGAGGAGGAGGAGGAAGCGAUGGGGGAAUAGUGACACCAGUCAACUAUCUAGAUAGGACCUCAGUGGUUCCCUUAGAAUGUCAGAGACCAGGAUAUGGUUGGCCAUGUCCUGUUGUUAUUGAGCAGCAGCAGGCUGAAGGAGGGGAGAACAAAAGUGUCCAAACCGUGCUGUUUUUUCCCUUAAAUAAAUCUCGUAUUCUGCAGUUUUACAUAGUGUCGUUCUCUCACCUCACUACCUGAGAUUUUAUUCAUCCCCCCCCACUUCUGUGUGUGUUUAACACACGUGUGUGAAAACAAGCACAUGCACAGUCAACCUGUUCUUUAUAAUCACCGGGUAAUCUACUGAGUACUUACUGUAUGCCCAGUUGUGUGUUAGGUGGUUUAGAGCUAUCUGAGAAACAGAAAGCUUGUUUACUCCUCUCAGGAAAAUUAUAGUCUGGCCGACAGGCUAAUCUAUAUGAAAUAUUAAAAAACAUCAAGUAGUUUAGCUGAGUGUUAACUUGUACAGUACAAUUAUUAAGAGCUGGAGGAGUUGAGAGUGGAGCGAUUAAUGUGGACUGCAUUAGAAAGGGAGAGCUCCGUGGAAGAACAUUUUUUAACAGCUUUAUUGGGAAACAAUUCACAUUUCAUACAGUUCACCCAUUAAAGUGUAAAAUGCAGUGUUUUUUUUAGUCUGCUCAGAGUUGUGCAACCACAACCAAUUUUCAUCACUCCAAAAAGAAAUCCUGUACGUGUUAGCAGUCACUACCAGUUCCCCCCCGCCCCCAAACUCAUGGCUGUGGGCAACCACUAAUCUACUUUCUGCCUCUAUGGAUUUACUUGUUCUGGAUGUUUUAUAUGAAUGGAAUCCUACAAUACGUGGUCUUUUGCAAAAGGCUUCUUUUGCUUAGCGUAAUGUUUUCACAGUUCAUCCAUGUUAUAAAAUGUAUCAGAACUCCAUUCCUUUUUAUGGCUGAAUAAUAUUCCACUGUAUGGAUAUAUCACAUUAUGUUUGUUUCAUCAAUUGAGGUAAAGUUUGGUUUGUUUCCAUUAUUAUGAAUAAUGCUUCUAUGAACAUUCAUGUACAAGUUUUUAUGUGGACUUACGUCUUCACUUCUCUUGGAUAUAUAACUGGGAGUAUAAUUUAUGGGUCAAAUGGUAACUUUAACCUUUUGAGAAACUGCCAGACUGUUUUCCAAAGAGGUUGUACCAUUUUACAUUCCCAUCAGCAGUGUAAAACCAUUUCAGUUUCUCCACAUCUUCAGUAACACUUGCUAUUUGUACUUUUUAUUAUGGCCAUCCCUAGUGGGUGUGAAGUGGAAUUUCAUUGUGGUUUUAACUGCAUUUCCUUGAUAGCUAAUGAUGUUGAGCAUCUUUUCAUAUGCUUAUUGGCCAUUUGUGUUCUUAUUUGGAAAAAUGUCUAUUCAAAUCCUCUGCCCAUUUGUUAACUGGGUUGUCUUUUUAUUGAGUUGUGAUAAUUUUUUAAAUAUAUUCCAGAGACAAGUCUCGUCGGGUAGAUGAUUUGGAAAUAUUUUCUCCUAUUCUGUUUCGCCUUUCUACUUCCUUGAUGGUGUCCUUUGAUACACAAAAAUUUUUAAUUUUUAUGAAGUCUAAUUUAUCUUUCCUUUAGUUGCUUAUGUUUUUGAUGUCCUAGGCAAAAAAACCACUGUUUAAUCCAAGGUUGUGAAGAUUUGUUCCUCUUUUCUACUGAGAGUUUUAUAC
This is a messenger RNA of Prionailurus viverrinus (fishing cat), 3680 nucleotides long. RefSeq names its product integrin subunit beta 1 binding protein 2 (gene ITGB1BP2). The record is from RefSeq and is a predicted model, not a curated record. Bases 1333 to 2010 code for a protein of 225 amino acids. NCBI's taxonomy places the organism in Eukaryota, Metazoa, Chordata, Mammalia, Carnivora, Felidae. The transcript is spliced from 8 exons.